AUGAGACAGCGCUCACCGACUUUCGACGCGGAAUCCCAUCUGGCAGGUUUCAAUGGGAUUCCACAAGUGCCCAGUGCAGCCCAGCCAUGUAAGAUUGAGGAGAGGGCAAUCGAUGAAGUCCGUCCAUUGAAGGUGAUUGUCAUCGGAUCUGGUAUAUCAGGAAUUCUCAGCUGUAUUCGGUUAAGGCAACGCAUCCCAAAGCUAGAUUUGUGCAUAUAUGAAAAGAACGCAGACCUGGGAGGGACCUGGUUUGAGAAUCGAUAUCCAGGUUGCGCGUGUGAUAUUCCAUCUCAUACUUAUCAGGCUAGCUUUGAGCCGAACAAGGAAUGGUCCAGCUUUUAUGCCAAAGCACCCGAGAUUCAUGCCUAUUGGAAGAGGCUUGCGCGGAAAUAUGGAUGUAUGGAUUUCAUCAAGUUCAGCCGGCAAGUUUCUGAGGCUGUAUGGGACCAGGAAAACUUUAAGUGGCAGCUGAAGGUCGAAAAUCUGCAGAACUCGUCCACGCUUACUGAUAGUUGUGAUAUCUUGAUCCAAGCGACAGGAACACUGAACGAUUGGAGGUGGCCAUCCAUUCCCGGCCUGCAGAAUUUCAAGGGCAAGUUGAUGCACAGUGCCUCAUGGGACGAGAGUUAUGAGGUCAAGGUAAGCCGGUCUAUCUUCUUGCAAUAUUUUCCGCUAAAGAAACCACAGGGCAAGCGCGUUGCAGUGAUCGGUAAUGGCUCGAGUGGAAUUCAGAUUGUUCCUGCGAUAUUGCCCAAUGUGCCUCAUAUUGAUCACUACAUCCGAAGCCGUACCUGGAUCUCGCCACCAUUUACGCAAGGUGAGAUGGAAAAGCGUAAGCAUGGAACAGACAACUUUGAAUUCACGGCGGAAGAGAUCAAAAAUUUCAAGACAGACCACCAGUCAUACCAGGCGUUCCGUAAGAACGUCGAGCUAGAGCUUCAGUCUGUUCACGGAGUCACCCUGGUGGGUCAUCCGGUGCAAAGCCAAGCUCGAGAUGCAUUUGUCGACAAUAUGAAACGCCGUCUGGCAAGGAAGCCCGGACUAAUCGAUCAUCUGAUACCUGCGUUUCCCCCUGCUUGCCGUCGACUCACCCCCGGGCCUGGAUAUUUGGAAGCCCUGGGCGAUGAUAAGGUGGACGUCGUUACCUCUGAGAUCGUCAAGGUGAAUGAAACUGGAAUCAUCACUGCAGAUGGCCAGCACCGAGCAGUCGACAUGCUUAUUUGUGCCACCGGAUUCGACACUUCGUUCUCGCCGAGAUUCGCGGUCAAAGGGCGCGGUGGUAAAACGCUCACAGAGAGGUGGAAAGAGACACCGGAGACAUACCUCUCGAUUGCGACUGAUGAGUUUCCGAAUUACUUCAUCUCAUUCGGCCCCAACUCCGGGUUGGGCGAUGGUAACCUUCUCGCGCUGAUAGAAAAGUCGGUUGACUAUUUCACUGCCUGUAUUCAGAAGAUGCAACGUGACAACAUCUGCGCCAUGAGUCCCCGGCAUGAAGCCGUAAAGCGAUUCAGAUAUUAUUGUGACAAUUAUUUCCAGAAGACGGUUUUCACCAGCGGAUGUCGCAGCUGGUAUAAGAACGGCACUGAAGAUGGCCGAGUCACUGCUCUCUGGCCGGGUUCUUCGCUGCACGCCAUGAAAGCCUUGGCUCACCCCCGGUGGGAGGACUUUGAGUAUGAGUAUGUGAGCGACAAUGCGGUUGGCUGGCUUGGAGAUGGCUGGACGGAAAACGAGAAGAGGAACAUCAUCAAUGUUGAUUAUCUCGACGACGACCAGGUUGACUUUCCUCCAACAUGCCCGUCUUGGUCGAUUUGA
Molecule: messenger RNA, 1812 nt
Organism: Penicillium olsonii
Lineage: Eukaryota; Fungi; Ascomycota; Eurotiomycetes; Eurotiales; Aspergillaceae
Source: the annotation of a GenBank genome assembly